Molecule: messenger RNA, 2628 nt
Organism: Pelmatolapia mariae (spotted tilapia)
Lineage: Eukaryota; Metazoa; Chordata; Actinopteri; Cichliformes; Cichlidae
Gene: ovch1
Product: ovochymase 1
Exons: 13
Coding region: 914-2605 (563 amino acids)
Biological process (GO): proteolysis
Molecular function (GO): serine-type endopeptidase activity
Source: RefSeq, a predicted model, not a curated record
GCUGGCUUGACUGCAAGUCUCGAAUUGGAGCAGGUGAGUACAGGUUCGAGCACAGCUCUGGUCCUUCAUCGCUGCACUGGAUCAUCACUUACAUUUGUGAGCGACAGUGAACGCGUCAUUCACAGUGUUUCACUGAAAGAGUUGAAAAAGCUUUCAUGCAGGAUUUAUUUCACCAUGUCAUCAUCCAGUUGUCUGUGCAGCAGUGUACGGCGUGUCUGUGCAGACGUGUUUACACUGCUCGCUCCGUCAAAGGACCACCACGAGAGACGUCGUUACUUCAGUCUGAACUCGUGGUUGUCGUGAACGUUGAGCUUUGUUUAGUUUGUGUGCAAGCGCCAUGAACCAUAAAUUGAAACUCUUUAUAAAAUGACUGUCACGGUCCAUUUUACUGUGUUACCGGUGACAGCACCUGAUGCUCCACUCAGAGCUCUGACUUGAUGUCAUGCUAUCGUUUCUGAAUGGUGGGAUAUUCAGAGGCUGUUUCAAACGGCCCCACGCCGUGACGUGGCUGCUGCAGCAACACACAAAAACAGCAGCGCGCUCUACUCACCUCCAGCACUAUCAGCGGGACUGCGCUCUUUGAUUUUAUGCCUGUUCCUUCCAGUGACGCGUGCACACGCAAAGCCAGCUCCAGCUACAAUUUCUAGUAGAAGCUCCUCCCACUGACGCUGACAUCAGCAGUACCAGUCUUCUAAUGAAACUGGGUCCGAACUGGAAUCCUCAGUGGAAAAGGGACAACACAGACAGUGGGGGGCUCACCUGUCUCCCACCUGUUGUCACACUAAAUGCUGCAGACUGACAGUGGGGGGAGGGGUCUCGUACAGGUGUGUGCAAUCACACAGGUCAGGCUGAUGAAGGUGAAGCUCAGCAGCGUGAAGCCUGUAAAUCUUCUGAAGGUGAACGUGAGACAGACAUGCUGCUGCUGGUCGUCUGUGUUCUGUCGGUCCACACAGCUGGAGGUUCGACACAGAUCCAGAAUCAGCGGAACUCCACUGUAAAUGAAACUGCGCAGGAAAGCUCGCUGUUCUCCGCACGCUUUGGCUUCACAGACCUCGCCGGGGUGCGCUCCUUCGUGCUGGAGCAGGAGCUGGAAACCCGAAUCAUCGGGGGUCAGGAGGCCUGGGCUCACUCGUGGCCCUGGCAGGUUUCCCUGCAGCUCGCCUCCAUGCCGGCCUGCGGGGGUGCUAUCGUCAGCCCGCUGUGGGUCAUCUCUGCUGCCCACUGCUUCAUAAGGCAUAGUAAAGCAUCCUUGUGGACGGUUCUUGCUGGAAAACAUGACCUGGAUAAAGCUGAGGAGCCUCAGGAGCAGCUGGUGGGAGUCUCCAUGAUCUUCAUCCAUCACAGCUACAACACUCAGUCUAAAGAGAGCGACAUCGCUCUGCUGAAGCUGGAGAAACCACUGGAGUUCAACCACUUCGUCAGACCCAUCGACAUCUGGAUGACGCCACUGCCUCUGCUCAUGAAGUGCACCAUCACUGGCUGGGGCUCCACCCGAGAGAAUGGCCCUCGAGUCAACAGACUGCAGGAAGUGAACGUGACCAUCCUGCCCUCAGAUACCUGCAACCAGUACUACCUGGGCAGGAUCAGGCCCUCCAUGUUUUGUGCUGGGAAGGAUGAAGGGGGACUGGAUGCCUGUCAGGGGGAUUCUGGAGGUCCUCUGUCCUGCUUCACAGGCACCAGGUAUGAGCUGGCAGGUUUGGUGAGUUGGGGGGUGGGUUGUGGUCGAGCCAAAAGACCUGGAGUGUACACCAGAGUGCAGCAGCAUGCUCAGUGGAUGUCUGACACCAUGGGUGAUCAGGCUCAAGUGUCUGAAGAUGACCUCAUAGAUGAAGAGGAGUGCGGUAAGCAGCAGAGCUCCGGCUGUGAUCAGACUCCCGGCCUCGCCGAAAUCUCGCUGUCCGUAGACGGCGUGUUGUCCGUGGUGAAUGUGACUGAGUCCUGCCCCUUCCUCUGGCCCUGGCAGGUCAGCCUACAGUCUAAUGGUCGCCACUACUGCAGCGGCGCUCUGAUCCACCCCCACUGGGUCAUCACCGCCAAACACUGCGGCGUCAGGGCUAAAGAGGAUGUGGCAGUUUUGGGGCUUCAUGACAUCAAGUUCCUGCCAGUUCAAACAAUCCUAGUGGACAAAGUCUUUAACCCACCACAGAAAACGGGCUUCCCCCCGAAGUCUGACCUGGCACUGCUUCACCUGAGCGUUGCUGCCAGACUUGGUUCUGAAGUGUCUCCAGUUUGUGUCCCUGAUGAGGAUGACGACCUGGAUGACACCUGGUCUUGUAUCACAGCUGGCUGGGGAGCAACUAAAGCGAAAGAGGGUGUUGAUCCAGACCGGCUGCACCACACUGGGCUCACACUCGUCAACGCAACCUUCUGCAGGCAGAAAUGGGGAGGCUUCGUCACUGACUCUCACAUCUGUUCACAUCCUGCAGGCUCCACAUCCUGUAUGGGAGACGCUGGAGCACCACUCUUCUGUCAGAAAUAUGGCACCUACUUCCUGUUUGGUGUUGUCACAUGGGGCAGCUGGCACUGCGACUCAGAGAAGCCAGCCAUCUUCACCAGAGUGUCAGAUUAUCAGUCGUGGAUCAGAAAGAUGAUUUUCAAAUUCUGACUGAAAAUAAACUCUUUAAUCAA